GUAAAUAAAAAUGAAGUUAAGGCUGUUGAAUAUGUGUCUUUAGAUGAGUUAUACCAAAGAUUUAAAGAUCCUGGUGAUUGGAAAUUUACUCCCUGGUUUAAACUUAUAUCAGAAAAAUUCCUUUUUACUUGGUGGAAAAAUUUGGAUAAUAUCAAGUCUAAUAAAGAUGAAAAAAUACAUAAAUUAGGAUUUGAUAAUUUAUAA
Scutellospora calospora is the source of this 204-nucleotide messenger RNA. Lineage: Eukaryota; Fungi; Glomeromycota; Glomeromycetes; Diversisporales; Gigasporaceae. The record is from the annotation of a GenBank genome assembly.